AUGGAAUACUUGGAGGACUACCACCAAGCUCAGGGACAAUUGCAAAGUCCAGAAAUAACUUCAGGCAGUAACGUUUGGAUUCCUCCUCCAGAACUGGUCUACAAGUUGAACUUCGAUGCGGCAAUUUUUUCGGAGUUGAGUUGCUCAGGGGUUGGGGCAAUGAUUCUGAAUGCGAGGGACGAGUUCAUGGCCACAAUGUCAGCAAGAGACCCAUCCGUUUUUGACAGUUUAAAGGCCGAAAUUAUAGCUUGUAGAAAGGCACUGGAGUUUGCUAUUGAUGCUGGGUUCACAGACUUAGUCAUUGAGGGAGAUAACAAAAAUGUUAUGCAACUUGUCUCGGCUUCAAGGGAAGACUUCUCACGGCUUGGUCAUGUUAUCCAGGACAUCAAAUGGCUUGCACAAGGACUACGUAGGGUGUCAUUUAGUUAUGUUAAGCGGGGUGCCAACUCAGUGGCACAUUCCUUAGCUAGAUUUGCAAAAAAUGUGGUCGAUGAUAUGUAUUGGUUGGAGGAUAGUCCCCCUCCUGCGUUAGAUGCUCUAUAUUAUGACUCACUGCAUUUAGAUGAAUGA
Molecule: messenger RNA, 570 nt
Organism: Quercus lobata
Lineage: Eukaryota; Viridiplantae; Streptophyta; Magnoliopsida; Fagales; Fagaceae
Exons: 1
Coding region: 1-570 (189 amino acids)
Molecular function (GO): nucleic acid binding; RNA-DNA hybrid ribonuclease activity
Source: RefSeq, a predicted model, not a curated record